Messenger RNA from Brassica oleracea var. oleracea, 1748 nucleotides. Its product is annotated as hexokinase-like 1 protein. The record is from RefSeq and is a predicted model, not a curated record. Gene Ontology annotation, molecular function: ATP binding; D-glucose binding; fructokinase activity. Lineage: Eukaryota; Viridiplantae; Streptophyta; Magnoliopsida; Brassicales; Brassicaceae. Gene Ontology annotation, cellular component: mitochondrion; cytosol. The coding region runs from base 113 to 1603 and encodes 496 amino acids. The transcript is spliced from 9 exons. Gene Ontology annotation, biological process: glucose 6-phosphate metabolic process; glycolytic process; intracellular glucose homeostasis.
AUUAAAGCCGACAUGAGAGAAAUAAUCAAACAAAGGAGCAACUAGACAACAAAGAGUAGUAGUUGACUUCUAAAUUGUUUUCCUUUACAAAACCAGAAACAAAACUUAGACAAUGUCACUCUUCACCUUUGCUGCUUCCCCUCUUGUUAUUACCCCAACCGUUAGAUCUUUCACCUUCUCACCACCCCGUUGCUCCAAACAAACUGUAAUGUCCGCCGUCCGAUCUGAGUCCACUUCAACAUGUCCUGUUCUGACCAAGUUUCAGAAGAACUGUGCCACCCCUACAACGUUCUUACGCGUCGUAGCCGACGCCAUUGCUGAUGACAUGCAAGCCGGUCUAGCUGUCCAUGGAGGAGGAGAUCUCGAGAUGAUCUUGACUUAUGUGGAUGCUUUGCCUUCUGGAAAGGAGGAAGGUUUGUUCUAUGCAUUGGAUUUAGGUGGAACAAACUUUCGGGUGCGUAGCGUACAGUUAGGAGGAGAGGAAGAACGUGUCGUAGCUACCAAAUCUGAGCAACUAUCUAUUCCUCAGAAGCUUAUGAUUGGUACAAGUGAGGAACUCUUCGGGUUCAUCGCUUCAAAGCUCGCAGAUUUCGUGGCAAUGGAGGAGCCAGGGCGGUUUCGGUUGGAACACGGGAGGAAAAGGGAGAUUGGGUUUACUUUCUCCUUCCCUGUGAAUCAAACCUCCAUUGAUUCAGGAACACUUACCAAGUGGACUAAAGGCUUUAAUGUGUCUGGAAUGGAAGGUAAAAACGUGGUUGCAUGUUUAAAUGAAGCUAUGGAAGCACAUGGACUUGAUAUGCGAGUUUCUGCUCUUGUAAAUGAUGGAGUGGGAACAUUAGCUGGAGCAAGGUAUUGGGACAAAGAUGUGAUGGCCGGUGUGAUUCUUGGCACUGGGACCAAUGCUUGUUAUGUUGAGCAGAAGCAUGCAAUUCCUAAACUCCAAAACCAAUCUUCUUCUGGAACAACGAUCAUAAACACAGAGUGGGGAGGUUUCUCUAAGUGUCUUCCACGAACCAUUUUUGACCAAGAGAUGGAUAAGGAUAGCUUAAAUCCUGGUGAACAUUUAUAUGAGAAGAUGAUCUCGGGGAUGUACCUUGGUGAAAUUGUGAGGAGAGUUUUGCUCCAUAUGUGUCAAACUAGUGACUUGUUCGGACAAUCCGUUCCUGCCAAACUAGCAACUCCUUUGACACUCAAGAGCCAGGAUCUAUGCAAAAUGCAAGAGGACGAUACAGAUGAUCUUUCAAGUGUUGGAUCGAUCCUAUACAACAUUUUUGAGGUAAAGGCGGAUCUGAAGGAGAGGAGGAGAGUGGUGGAAGUGUGUGACACGGUAGUGAAACGCGGAGGACGUCUAGCAGGAGCUGGUAUAGUGGCAAUUCUGGAGAGGAUUGAGAGAGAGACAAAAAGACUGGCUUCAGGUCAAAGAACCGUUGUGGCUAUGGACGGCGCACUCUACGAGAAGUACCCGCAGUAUCGACAGUAUAUGCAAGAUGCACUAGUUGAGCUUCUUGGUGAUGAACUUGCAUGUCACGUUCAGAUUAAACAUACCAAAGAUGUGUCUGGGCUUGGUGCUGCUCUUUUGGCCGCUACUAACUCCAUUUAUUAGUGCAUGAACUUCUACUUCAUGAUAAAAUACUUGGUGCGAUACUGCUGCUCUUUUUUUUUUAAAUCUCUUUUUAACUUCAUGAGUAAAACACGCAUUAUGUCAUCUCUAAUAUAUAAAAGUUGUCAUUUCGAGCUCUUUAUUCUAU